Molecule: messenger RNA, 1294 nt
Organism: Bombus pyrosoma
Lineage: Eukaryota; Metazoa; Arthropoda; Insecta; Hymenoptera; Apidae
Gene: mtTFB2
Product: dimethyladenosine transferase 2, mitochondrial
Exons: 3
Coding region: 14-1282 (422 amino acids)
Biological process (GO): transcription initiation at mitochondrial promoter; rRNA methylation
Cellular component (GO): mitochondrial matrix
Molecular function (GO): rRNA (adenine-N6,N6-)-dimethyltransferase activity; mitochondrial transcription factor activity
Source: RefSeq, a predicted model, not a curated record
AGGAAUAAAAACAAUGUUAUAUCAUAAAUUAAUAACAUUAUCGAUUUCAUUUAUAGUACAAGUUGGGAAAUUGCAUAAUAAUGUCAUUCAUUCUUUGACGAGAAAGCCUAUUUCAUAUUUAAGUUUUAUGCAAUUAGCACAGUACAAAGACAACUCAAACUAUUUACAUACAGAAAAUGAUAAGAUUAAUAAAAUUUCUCUUGCACUUUCCAAAUAUUUAAAUGAGACGAAUCCAAUAUUUAGGGAUAAAGUUAUAAAAGAUUAUUUGUCAUUAAAUGUAAAUAAGAUCGAUCCAUAUUUAAUAAAUGAUAAUGUAAGCAAUGAGUUUACUACAUUGAUUAAAGAUGAUUUAUUAGAAAACAUGUGUUAUGUGAUUGAAUUAAAUCCUGGCUAUGGUUUAUUAACAAGAAGGUUGUUAGAAGCUGGUGUAUCAUUUAUACAUUUGUAUGAAAAUCAUAAUGAAUUUUAUCAUGGACUACAAAGUUUAAAAACAAUCUUUCCUAAUCGAGUUAACAUAACACAAGCAAAUCUUCUUAAGAUGCCCAAAAUGUUAAAUUUAAAUAGGACAUUUAAUAUAUCUAAGAUAUCUAAUAUACACUUAUGUGAACUAUAUAAUAAUGUACCAAAAAGAAAAUGGGAAGAGAAAAGUUGUAUGCAAGUAAUUGGAACAGUAACUAGAUCUGUAUUUAUAAGACAUUUAAUAAUAAGUGUAAUAUUUCAAACAGGCUUCAUGAUGCAUGGAAGAACAAUUUUUUAUCUUGCAUUACCACCAUCUCUAUGGAAUAAAUUGACAUGCCUUCGUAACAAAAAUUUAACUUUAUAUACUAUGUUUAACAUACUAUUUAAUUCUACAAUGUUUGGAACAUUAGAUAGACAAGGAUUUCUACCAUGGCAACGUACCAAAAAAUUAAAGACUAGAAAGCUUAUAUUUUUGGAAGAUGAUGAACUACUUUAUGUUGUUAAAUUAGAACCAAAAUCUAAUCUUUUAUCAUUAUUUGGUGGAAGGGAAAACCUGAUAUAUUUUUGGCAUUUUGUUCGACAUUGUACAUAUUCGCCAUCAUUGAAGAUAAUACCAACGCUGGAGAAAAUAAUACCAGGUUUUGGUGUAAGAUUAAUAGACAAAAAUUAUAAUAUAUUUACUCAGUUUAAGGAAUUGAAUAUUAAUCAAAUCAUUGAUCUUUAUAUGGAGUUUAAAUCUUGUCCAGGAUUUGGUGAAAGUUCCUUUUUAUCAAGUGGAAAUGAUAUUAGAAAAACAUAUGAUCCAUAUAUGGAAACAGAAUGAAGUUAAUCAGUU